CCUGUUGUAACUAGUUCAGGUGUAUGGGAACGAAAUAUGUGAUUUAUUUUCAAAGGUAAAAUGGCAGAAAAAGAAGUUACAAAGGAAGAAUUAAAUCUGCAGUCGCCACUAAAUGAAAAUUCUGCUGACGAUAAAAAAGAUGAAGGCAUCACUGAAAAUGCAGAUCUUGACAAGCCAGUAGGAGUUGAUAAUGAGAUGACUCAAGAUCCACUGUCUACUGAUAGUGGUAUAGCAUCCAGUGAAGAGAGCAGCACAGAAAAUGGUGAAACACAUCACACUAUUUCUCUAGACAGAGCUGAAGAACAGGAAACACAAGAUGACAAGGCAAUCAAGGAUGAUGAUGGGGAGGUAGAUCUAGGAGACCUAACACAUUUGGACAGUAAGAGUAGGAAUGCACUGUUUGAGAAAGGCCUCAAUUAUGACAAAGAUGGCAAGAGAAACUGUGCCCUUAAGUGUUACAUGGCAUGUUUAAAAAAUCUUCAGUCUGACAGUCACUUUCCUCUGCUGCCUCAGUGUCUACGCAAUAUUGCUGACAUAUUCUACCAAAAAGAUGAAUUGGACAAAGCAGUCCAUUUUAUACAGGCUGAGAAAGUGUAUUAUGAGACUGCUUUGAUAGAUACAACAGAAAUCCAGGCAAGGCUAGAUGAAGCUGAGAAGACAUCAGGAAAUGGAGAUCAAAUGGAGCAAACUAUGGAUACUGUUCGUGCUGAAGAAUACGAACACUUAGCAAAGCUGUGUCUGGAUAAAGAUCAACCACAACUUGCUUUGGAGUAUGCCGGAAAGGCAACAAAGAUGCGUCAGCAGUUGUUAGGUGAUAGUCAUCCCGUCACGGUACAGAGCCUGGACUUCUUUGCCUCAGUGUAUGCUAAAGUAGGGCAGGAACAGUACCAAGAAUCAAUGAAGAAACUCAAUAAUAAUGAGGUAGAAGAGAAUGAUGAAGAAAACAACGACUCUGCUUCACCUGUGUCUAUACUUCGUAAAAGAAAAACAGGAGACAAGGAAGAGAAAAAAGUCCGAUUUGAUGAAUCUCAAAUACAAAACCACGAACAGGAUGAGAUGUCAGAUGAAACAUUGGCGAAGAACGUAUUGUGGGCACUACUGUUAAUCUGUUGUGUGUUACUGUUGGUGCUAGCUUCCUACCUGUACUGUAAGCUCCAACCCGAAUCUGUCACCUGUGGGAACAUCCGCUCCAAUAUCUACUACACCUACAUGAGGGCUAAGUACAUCUACUAUCACUACUUCAGUUCUACAGAAGGUGCACAGUAUACCUAAACUUACUGUAAUGUGGAGUCACAGCAGGUUUAUAUUCUACACCUUACACAUGUGAUUAUACACUUGUUAAUUAAUACACUUCAAUGAACACUUUUACACAGAACACACUGAUUGGUUACUUCACAUAAUGAACUGAAAACUGUGAAAACAGAAUAUGUUUUGUUUAAAAACACAAAUAAGUACGAACUUGUUAUACUCUAAAUAAACACCUAAAAAACAUAAAUCAAAGCCAACCUCUGUAAAUCUCUAGGCUACAUGUGCAGUAAGUACUGAAAAACACAGAGUUAAACAAUGUUAAGAAGGUGUGGAGAUAGGUGUGUACCAACUAAACAGAAAUGUUCAUUGUAUCGUAGAAAACAAGGCAUUGAAGUGUUUAUUGAAUUCAUGGAAAAUUAUAUACAAAAUAUGUAUUAGUUAUUUAAGUUGUUGACAGUAAUUAAGACAUUGUUUGAUAUGUUCAACAUUUGUUUACAUACUGUUGAUCAGUAUAUUAUUGAAAUGAUUAUGUGCAAUUGCUUCCAUAAGGUUGUGUAUGUUUGAAAGCUGAUUGUCCAGACUGAAAUUGUGAUAUAAUUUAUAAAUGAGUAUUUGUUAUUCUGGACUGCAUACUGUGUUACAUUGCUUUUGGAUGUGUUUGUAAUCUGAUUAGUGAAGGUUUGAUUAUUAAGAAAUUAACCAUUUGAUUUGAACUGAUACCUUUUUAAAGCACUUUAUGAAUUGUUUUAUGCAGGGUGACAAGUGCACUCUCUCACAAGCCUUGACAUUCAGGCAGUUCUGACAAGGUUGAUAAUAGGUUGAUGAAUUGUUUUAUGAACUGAAGACUGGUGUGUGUAUAUGAAAGGUGAGGGACUGAUGCUACUGAUAGAACUAAAAUGUUUCUUAAUUAUCUCUGUAACUACAUGUAUAAACAGAAUGCUGCACUGACGUUUAGGAUUAUCUCCCUUCUUAUCAUGUUUCCCAUUUAGAUGAAUUCUGCCAGUAAUCUCCUUUUGCACUAUACAGCAUAUUGUGAUCAUAAUUAAAUGUACAGCAAUAAUUAAUUAAUUCAGUCUUCACUUAGAAUUUACCUUAGUGUUGUAAGUUUUACACUUAUUGGAGAGCAUACACUCACAAUAUAACUUGGCGUUGUAGAUCCCUGAUUUAACCUCUUUCAGAUAGUUGUAGAUACAUGCUAUAUCAUCAGUGAUACAAAAUCAUAGUCCUGUUUGUAUAGAAAUCCCCAUCACAAAACACUACAUAGAAUUCUUAUAUCACAAAGCAAUAACAUUUUGGGAGAAAUCAACUAUGACAAAAGAUCUCUAUUACAAAGGUAACGCUAGAAAAGUUGUUUGUUAAGACCAAUUUUAGCAGGCUAAAUUUGGAUUUUAGGCAAUUAUUUUGACUUUUACAUGGAAAACCUGUGUCUAUAAUGGCAUCCAAUGACAGUCAGACUCUUAAUGCUUGGUUGAUUAUUAAUUUUUCAUCAGAAGCAUUUGUGGAGGAAUAUAAACCUAGCGUUCCUUCAUACUCACUAAUUAAGUAUUUUAGUCAAGUUGUCGACAGAGAGCUUUUCUUCAACAUUCUUAGUUUUGACUUGAAAUAUAGUCUGGUUAUUUCUUUGGAUUUUGACUUUUUAAGUUCCAUUCAAUUCAACAUAUUCAUUUUAAUUUAUUUGAUGUACUUUUGUUUUACAGAAGACCUCUUUUUAUGUACAGUGUAUUUGUUUUCAGAUAUAUUCUUAAAGUAGAUAGUUGUCUCUUGCCUAGAGAGAUCGGUAAUGAAUGUCUAUAUUGUUAGGGGACUGAUAUGUAAUGUUGCUAUCAGGUUUUGUGUUGAUCAUAAUAUAUACAGUUGUUAUUACUGGGAGAUACAAUAUUACCAUGUACAUUACGUGUUGUUGUGUCUGUUAUGUCCAUCAAAGUUUACAUACAUACCUCUCUCUAUAUGUCUCAAGUAUGAAGGUUUUCCCAACAAUAUAUAACACAACACCAGUAGCAAAAGCCAACUAUUGUCUCAUACCUUGUUGGUUUUAACAUUUUGUCAGACCUAUUGCCUAGAGAAACAGUAGAUUCAGAAAAGACUAACAUAUGAGUAUUACAGAGGUCGUUAUGUUAUUUUAAUGCCUCUACAAGGAUUCGAACCAAGGACCCCAGUUUAUAAUUCUGACUCUCAUUCAUUCAAGCUAAAGAGAAGUUCUUACUAGCAAAGUGGUAUUACUGGACUAGCAUGUUACCAGGGUUACAUAAAGGUUAAAAGUAAAGGUCAGAAUUUCACAUAAUGGCUAUGAAUGCAAAUUCCCAGGGUUAUAAAAAUGACUUUUGCUGCUGUGCCUACUUGUUCAAUAAGCAGUAAUAUUUGGAGUCUUCAGUAGUGAUUUUGAAUAACUUUGGUAGAAUAUUAAUUACUGUAGUUUUAGAUAAAAAAAAUGGUUUCACUGAAUUUGAAGUAGAGUUCUUGUUGCCAUUAUUUGUAAAAUCAGUAUUCAGACUAUAUAAUGUUAUGUCAAUAGAUAAUCUUUAAUUAGAUAUUGUCCAGGUGUCCAAUGUCAGACCCUCUGUGCCUUUUGUUUUAUGGAAUAGAAAUUUCCAGCAAAAAAUUGACAGAGUUGAAAACCAGUGAUUUGAUCAGUAGAGAGUUACACAUUAUUGUAUUGCUCUUACAGCCGUAUAAAUGACCGACCUGGUAUAUCUAUGCAGUGUCCAGUAAAGCCUUGUAUAAUGAGGAACUGAGUGUUAAUCAAAGUGGUACCUGUGAUAUGUCUGUUAUCCAGGUUGUAAUGAUGUAUUGAUUUUUCCAUCAUUCUACAAUAAGUAAGAAAAGCUGGCCUUUUCUUCAAUGAUGUUUUUAUUCUAAUUUAUGUGAUUAUAUUUUUUAAAUCACUUUAUUUUUUUUGUCAAUGAUGUAUAAAAAUAAAG
This is a messenger RNA of Ylistrum balloti, 4166 nucleotides long. RefSeq lists its product as uncharacterized. The record is from RefSeq and is a predicted model, not a curated record. Lineage: Eukaryota; Metazoa; Mollusca; Bivalvia; Pectinida; Pectinidae. Bases 61 to 1272 code for a protein of 403 amino acids. Gene Ontology annotation, molecular function: connexin binding. The transcript is spliced from 11 exons. Gene Ontology annotation, biological process: positive regulation of Golgi to plasma membrane protein transport. Gene Ontology annotation, cellular component: plasma membrane; trans-Golgi network; transport vesicle.